Messenger RNA from Populus nigra (black poplar), 1352 nucleotides. RefSeq names its product protein TEEBE-like. NCBI's taxonomy places the organism in Eukaryota, Viridiplantae, Streptophyta, Magnoliopsida, Malpighiales, Salicaceae. The record is from RefSeq and is a predicted model, not a curated record. Bases 63 to 1160 code for a protein of 365 amino acids. The transcript is spliced from 3 exons.
AGCUUUCUUUCCCUAUUUUGAGAGCCACUUCUAGUUGCUCCUUGACAAGCAAAAUAAAUGCAAUGGCUCUGUUUCUCUCUCUUUGCGUUGCUCUCAUUUUCUCCUUAGCUCAUGCUGCUGGUCCACCUCCACUUCUUGAUGGACUUGUUGAAAAUGGGGACUUUGAAGAGGCACCAGCAAAAUCAAACCUCAAGAAAACAGUGAUCAUAGGAAAAUACUCACUCCCCAAAUGGGAAAUCAAUGGCUUAGUAGAGUAUGUCUCGGGCGGACCACAACCAGGUGGCUUCUUCCUAGCCGUUCCUCGAGGGGUCCAUGCAGUGAGGCUAGGCAAUGAGGCAUCUAUCUCUCAAAAUCUUACUCUCAAACGAGGUUCAAUCUAUGCUCUCACAUUUGGAGCCACCAGGACCUGUGCUCAGGAUGAGGUGCUAAGGGUCUCAGUCCCUGGCCAAUCAAGUGACCUCCCUCUUCAGACCAUUUAUAGCAGCGAUGGGGGUGACACUUAUUCCUUGGCUUGGAAGGCUACUUCUGAUGUUGUCAAGGUCACAUUUCAUAAUCUCGGAAUUCAAGAGGACCCCUCUUGUGGUCCUAUAUUGGACGCUAUUGCAAUCAAGGAGAUGCCACCUCUCCGGCGUACUAUAGGCAACCUAGUGAAAAACGGUGGCUUUGAAGUUGGUCCGCAUAUGUUCAAGAACUUCUCAACAGGUGUCUUGCUCCCUCCCAAGCAACAAGAUCAAAUUUCACCCCUCCCUGGCUGGAUCAUUGAAUCCCUCAAACCAGUAAAAUACAUUGACAGCAAGCAUUUCUUUGUGCCCAAAGGAUUUGCGGCAAUUGAAUUAGUAGCAGGGAGAGAGAGUGCCAUAGCACAAGUCAUUAGGACAAUUCCUGACAAAUUCUACAACCUCACAUUCACAAUCGGAGAUGCAAAGAAUGCUUGCCAUGGAUCAAUGAUGGUUGAGGCAUUUGCUGCCAAGGAAACUGUCAAAGUUCCCUACGUCUCACAGGGAAAAGGUGGAUACAAGACUGCAAUUUUGAGGUUCCAGGCAAUUUCAGCUAGGACAAGGAUUACAUUUUACAGUGCAUACUAUCACAAUAAGCAGCACGAUUAUGGUCACAUGUGUGGCCCUGUCUUGGAUGAUGUCAGUGUGUUUCCUACUCACUAAUAAGAUCUUCAAUGCUUAUCCAAUAUUGCCGUGAGUAAUAUCUUGGGUAAUUAGAGAGGUUUGUAAUUGUCUAUGAGAGAGUUUAUUGCACAGAAAUGGGUGUUUAAACCUUCUUUAACAGAAACAAAUAAAAGUAAAGCUACUGUAUGGUAUAAACUCGAGCAAUUUACUUUCAAUGAUUGUAUAUAUGUC